AACUGUCUGACCAUUACAUCCAAGACCUUUUGCCAGAGCAGAGCAUAAAGGAUUCAUUUCAAACAGUGACAAUGAGAAAAUAUGGAAGCUAUGGAGUUAAAAAUUUACACUUCAGGAAAGACUGGGAAAGUGUGGGUCAGUGUAAGAGGCAGAAGGUAUGUUACAAACUAACUCAAUGUUUGUUAAGUACCCAUAGGAAAAUCUUUGAAUGUAAUAAAUGUAUGAAAGUCUUUAGUAAGUCUUCCAAUCUAGAUACACAUAUAAGAAAUACCAUGGAGAAAGCUUUCAAAUCUAAUGAAUGUGGCAAAGCUUUUAAUCACAGCUCAAAUCUUUCUGAACAUAAGAAUAUUCAUACAGGAGUGAAACCCUACAAGUGUGAAGAAUGUGGCAAAGUCUUUAAGCAGUGCUCAACCCUCUCUAUACAUAAGAGAAUUCAUACUGGAGAGAAACCCUACAAAUGCGAAGAAUGCGGCAAAGCCUUUAACCAGUGCUCAAACCUUUCUAUACAUAAGAGUGUUCAUACCGGGGAGAAACCCUACAAAUGUGAAGAAUGUGACAAAGCAUUUAAAUUGCGUUCAAACCUUAAAAGACAUAAGAGAAUUCAUAGUGGAGAGAAACCCUACAAAU
Molecule: messenger RNA, 627 nt
Organism: Propithecus coquereli (Coquerel's sifaka)
Lineage: Eukaryota; Metazoa; Chordata; Mammalia; Primates; Indriidae
Product: zinc finger protein 737-like
Exons: 1
Source: RefSeq, a predicted model, not a curated record